This is a messenger RNA of Biomphalaria glabrata, 3168 nucleotides long. RefSeq lists its product as uncharacterized. NCBI's taxonomy places the organism in Eukaryota, Metazoa, Mollusca, Gastropoda, Planorbidae. Gene Ontology annotation, molecular function: DNA-binding transcription factor activity; DNA binding. The transcript is spliced from 4 exons. Gene Ontology annotation, biological process: regulation of DNA-templated transcription. Bases 175 to 1440 code for a protein of 421 amino acids. The record is from RefSeq and is a predicted model, not a curated record.
UCCUGUGUUUAUCCUCAUUCAGAUUUGUAGCAGACCAGAGGACCAGAUGUACACAUCAGUUUCAAUAAUUGUGACACUUCUGCUUGGACUUAAAAGUUAGACAACCGCUGGACUUGCUUUCAUGACAAAGUGUCCAGUCACCAGAGGAGUUCGUUUGUGAUUCAAUUACUUAUUAUGUCCACUCUCACGAGGAUUGAGGAGCUGGACUUCAAAGAAAGAACGCUAAAGGAAGAUCUCAAGCUAAUCAUUAUAGCACGGAGACAGGCCAGAGGUCAACACCAGAUCAAAGUGGAAUUUAAGGACCCUCAAAAAAUGGAGCUGACGCAAGAGGAGAUCCUGAAGAAAGAGCGGCGUAGGGAGCAGAACAGGAGGGCCGCGCAGAGGUGCAGGACAAAGAAAAGACUUAAUCAAAGCAACGCCAUUCAUAGUUUUGAGAAGAUGUCUCAAGUCAACAAGGUCUUGUUUCAGGAAUUGGAGAAGGUGGCAAGGGAGAGAGACGACUAUAAAACCAGAGCGGAGAAUCAAAUAGUUAUGUGCCCCUGCGGAAAUGUCUUCUCGACUAAAGAUGGCGUGGAGAGAAGAAGAUCGUUAAGAUCCGGUAACGGACUUAUGGGUAGUCCCAGCCAAAUUCCGGUGAAAGAAAAUAUAUUCUUUCCAAUGGAAGAACAGUCGGACAAUCUGUCCAUCAAACGUAGCUGUGUGAUGUUACACUCUUCUCAGGAGCGUUUUAUUUGGGGUGGGAACGCACUUGAAAACAGUACGCCCAAUGACGUUUAUGAUUGCAAGUUACUGCCUUGUUUGACUCCAGGCCUUGAUCAGGUAUGUACUUCUCACAGUCCCGUACACUUUGCUCUGCAGUGCACACCAUCUAUGCAAGGGCCACCCCAAACCUCACCAUCCCCAGGCUUUCACCACGUCGGGUCGACGCCUCCUUUCACCAGCAGCAUCAGACAUAGGGCACCCUCUGUCAGCGCCUCGGACACUGCGUCCAUGUCAGACUCGUGCGACGCCAGGCACUCCAGCAUCUCCUCUGAGGACUUUCCAGUCCACAGCGUCUCGUCCCAUGGAAGCCUUCACUCUGACAGCAUGCUGAGCCUCAUCCAGGAGCACCGCGCUGUGGAUCUCCCAGAUCUGGACAACGACGACGUCUUUCACGCCACGCACCUGGAUGUCAACAACAACGCCCACCACGUGGCCAACAACAACCACUACCUGCUUUCUGCCGACGCAGAUGCUGCCCCGAGCCUUUCGGACAUGGCCACGGACGAAGACGUUGGUGCCGUUUUCACGAAUGGGCUGCUCAGCUUGGACGUGAGGGAUCAAAUCAUACCUAGCGAUGAUCUAGCCACACUGGACGAUGUAACAUCUCUCUUGGCCAUAUCCCAGGACGAGCUUGUUCAAUUCUCAGAUGAUUCUGAGCUGUUGCAAGUCUACAGCUAGAGCAGCAUUGCAGUAAGCGAGGAACUAAUGACGUGCCACACAUUAAACGCGACAGUGAACUCUUCCAUGAUCUGAAACACUGAUCAAACACUUGAUUCAAUGUAUAGAACCAACGAAACCUUGCGAUCUAUAGGGCAGAUGAUGUAAAGGUCAUCGGUUUCUGUAGCCAACGGUUAACGAGGGUGUCUUGUGGCCAGCAAACCUUUACUUUUCCCCUACUAAUGUACAUUUUAGUUAAGUCCAAGGAGGAUUUAUAAUCAAUUUUUUAAAUACUUUUAUUUUGUGCUUUCUGAAUCUAAUUCAUUGAAGAUUUAGAUAUUGGUCCUCUUCUUGAAAACUACAGAUUUGAUUAUUUUUAUUCGAUGAUUUGAUUGAAUCCAAUACUGAUUACUGAUAAGACACUCAUGCAAUGUAUAAAACAUACGAUAUUGUACACUUUAACCUAUAAUCCUAAAAUCAUUUUUUUUUUACUUUUUAAGAUUGAGAUACAACUGUUGUUUUUUUUUUUCUUUGAAAUUAAGGCUUGUGGAAUGAAACAGAUGAUUUGAUUACAUUUGUACUCUGUUUUCACACAAACUUUGCUUUUCACACAAAUUUUAUUCACACACACAAUGUACUCACACACAUUUUAUUCACACACACAACGUACUCACACACAAAUUAUUCACACACAUAGUUUCUUUCCUAUCCUUUCACACACACUGUCUGAAAAAACAAUCGUCUGUGAGAAUACAUACAAUCAUGCAAUCAAUCCAUACAAUCAUGCAAUCAAUCCAAACAAUCAUGCAUCUUAUUACAUAAUACAAGACAACUAGUUCACUUUGCCUUCCUUCUUCUAUAUGCUUUCUGUCUGUAUGUCUGUCUGUUAAGUUAAAUGUAUUUUUUUUAAAUCUGAAGAAGAUGAAUAGUGUUACUUUUUUACAAAGCUAAUAUCAACUCGCUUCGUUUGUCUGUAUGCCUGUCUGUCUGUCUAGUACACAUUUUGUACACAUCCUUUCUCCAACUUUCCAUUCUCAGACGAAGUUGAAACUUUGGGCAAUUAUUCAUUGUCCCUAACAAAACACGAAUCAAUAAAAAAAAAAUAAUGAAAUAAUUUAUAAAUGGAAAUUAAUUAAUUCUGUUUGCUGUAGAAAAUAUGAAAUAAAUAUUACAGUAUUGAGAUGAAUGGUUGUAAAUGUGCAGUUGUUUCCUUUAUAUAAUCUUUGUUUUAUAAGUAUUUUUAUACUUUGCUUGUUUACUUUUUUUAAAAUUCUAUAUACAUCCAUAAAGUUAUCAUUAUGUUCAUGUACAUUUUUUUCAAUUUUAUUUCUAUGUUUUCUGUUAAUAUCUUUAAAACAAACCAAAUUGUAUUUUUUAUUUAAAACAAAAAUGUUUAACAGCUCCGGAGUGAUAUCUACAACAAUGUUUCUUUUUCUUUAUGUCAAGUAAAGAUGCGACAAAGUAUUUUUGUUGACACAUUUAUUCUAAAGACAAUGUGAUUUUGUGUUUGUUUUUUCAAAGUUUAUAUAUAGCAUGCAGAUGCAAUGUCAAUAAAGUCAUGAUAUUUAAAAACCUGGUUUAAGUUAAUUAGACCAUCAGGCCAUUAUGAAAUUAGUAGUCACAAAGUUAAUAUUAACUUAAUAUACAUAUGAAUUAAUCAUAGACAUAAAUAAAUAUAGACUGGCCGAUUAAAGAGUUUUAUGAAACGAAAAUUUGUGACUUGCAAUUUUGUGUACUUUAUUAUACAGC